This is a messenger RNA of Cucumis sativus (cucumber), 4552 nucleotides long. RefSeq names its product cellulose synthase A catalytic subunit 2 [UDP-forming]. Gene Ontology annotation, biological process: plant-type primary cell wall biogenesis; cellulose biosynthetic process. The record is from RefSeq and is a predicted model, not a curated record. Lineage: Eukaryota; Viridiplantae; Streptophyta; Magnoliopsida; Cucurbitales; Cucurbitaceae. Gene Ontology annotation, cellular component: trans-Golgi network; plasma membrane. The transcript is spliced from 14 exons. Bases 970 to 4242 code for a protein of 1090 amino acids. Gene Ontology annotation, molecular function: cellulose synthase (UDP-forming) activity.
CUGUUCUAAGAUGCGAGAGAUAGAGAUCAAAGCGAAAGGACAUAAUCUUCGCCGCGUGAGCAGAUCCUACUUCCUUACUUCAUCCUUUUUCUCUCUCUAUCUAAUCUUCCCUUCUUAAUUCUUAAUCCAAUUUCAUUUGGGUUUUUCUUUUUUUCUGAAAUUCUUCUCUCUCAGAUUCUCUCUCUGUUUCCUCUUCACUCACUCAACGCAACUGUGGAAUCUGGAAUGUUCAAUCCCAUCUUUCGCACUGGACUCAACCCACUACCACAAAUAAAGUAACUAUCACCAAACCCGAACCAAACCACCAAUUGCUUCUCUUCCUUUGAUUCCCUUUGUUUAAUUAAAACAAAACAAACACACUGUUUUUUGUUGUGGGUUUUUCGUUUUUCGUUUUAAUUUUCUUUCCCCUUCUCUCUUCUUCCCUUUCGCCACCAACUCCGGUGGUGGGCACUGCCCAGCGCCACCACCACACUUCUGGGCCCACCUUUCUUUUCACUCACACAUACGAACCCCUUUAUCCCUUUCUCUCUCUGUCUGUCCAUCUCUUAUUAUCUCCUUCUCUUCUACGCCUUCUCAUUUCCACACAAGGAUACAAUCUCCUCCUCCUCUCUCUCUCUCUCUCUCUCUCUCUCUCUCUCUCUCUCUCUCUCUCUCUCUUUCUCUUCCUUUUUCUUGUUUAUCCCUCUAGCACUGGCGUUGAUUAUGACCGGGGCUAGCUAGUUUUUGCUAAGGGGACUCACUUUACCGUAUGCGGGAAUCCUUCAAGAUAUGCGUUUCUAGUCGAUUUUUCAAUGGUGGCUACUGAAGAUUGAAGUUUUUGGAAGGCAAAGAUGAAAACUUUGUUAGGGUGAUUUGUGAGGGGAGGACUCAUUUACUUUGAGAUCGGCGUCUAAUUGGGAUUCUCCUCUUUCUUCAAUCUGGGUUUUGUUUCAGUUCAGGAGUUGAAAAAUUGCAGUGCUUUUGUAAACGAUGGACACCGCUGGUAGACUCAUUGCUGGGUCUCAUAAUAGAAAUGAGUUUGUUCUGAUCAAUGCAGACGAGACUGCUCGGAUCAAGUCUGUGAAAGAAUUGAGUGGGCAAACAUGUCAGAUUUGUGGAGAUGAAGUAGAGUUAACUGCCGAGGGAGAGCUCUUUGUUGCCUGUAAUGAAUGUGCUUUUCCAGUUUGUAGACCUUGCUAUGAGUACGAGAGAAGAGAGGGAAAUCAAGCUUGUCCGCAGUGUAAAACCAGAUACAAGCGCAUUAAAGGCAGUCCUAGGGUUGAAGGUGACGAGGAUGAAGAUGAUAUUGAUGAUUUGGACAAUGAGUUCGAUUAUGGAAACCUCGAUGAUUUUGGCCCUCGCCAUGCUGCUGAAGGAUCAUAUGGAUCGCACCUUAACUCUGGCCGUGGUUCCCACCCUAAUGCAUCUCAUAUCCCUGGACAGUCAGAGCAUGAACCUUCUCCUCUUGGUUCUGAGAUUCCCCUCCUGACAUAUGGUGAGGAGGAUUAUGAAAUUUCUGCCGAUCAACAUGCCCUUGUACCCCAUUUUAUGGGUAAUGGAAAUCGAGUCCAUCCAAUGCCUUCUCCUGAUCGAUCAAGUCCUUCACAAUGUAGACCAAUGGUUCCCCACAAAGAUUUUGCAUUAUAUGGUUAUGGGAGUGUGGCAUGGAAGGACAGAAUGGAAGAUUGGAAGAAGAAGCAAAAUGAUAAACUUCAAGUAGUGAAACACCCAGGGGUUGAUGAUGGGAAUGAUAUCGACGAUCCUGAUUUGCCCAUGAUGGAUGAAGCUAGGCAGCCUCUAUCAAGGAAAUUGCCCAUCUCUUCAAGCAGGAUAAAUCCGUACAGAUUAAUCAUCUUGCUUCGUCUUGUUAUUCUCGGCCUGUUUUUCCAUUACAGAAUUCUUCAUCCAGUUGAAGAUGCCUAUGGCCUGUGGCUGACUUCAGUAAUAUGUGAAAUAUGGUUUGCUGUAUCGUGGAUUCUUGAUCAGUUCCCAAAAUGGUAUCCAAUUGAAAGAGAAACUUAUCUUGAUCGGCUUUCACUAAGGUAUGAAAAAGAAGGGAAACCUUCUGAAUUAGCCAGUGUGGAUAUAUUUGUUAGUACUGUCGAUCCAACGAAAGAACCUCCUUUGAUCACUGCAAAUACAGUACUUUCCAUCCUUGCAGUCGACUAUCCAGUUGAUAAAGUUGCAUGCUAUGUCUCAGAUGAUGGUGCAGCCAUGUUAACAUUUGAAGCACUCUCUGAGACAUCUGAAUUUGCAAGGAAAUGGGUUCCUUUCUGUAAAAAAUUCAAUAUUGAGCCUCGUGCCCCAGAGUUUUAUUUCUCUCAGAAGAUUGAUUAUUUGAAGAACAAGGUCCACCCAGCAUUUGUCAGGGAAAGGCGAGCAAUGAAGAGAGAAUAUGAAGAGUUUAAGGUUAGGGUGAAUGCUUUGGUCUCCAUGGCUCAAAAGGUUCCUGAGGAUGGCUGGACAAUGCAAGAUGGUACUCCGUGGCCUGGGAACAAUGUUCGAGACCACCCUGGCAUGAUUCAGGUUUUCCUUGGCCAAAAUGGAGUUUGUGAUGUUGAAGGAAAUGAGCUACCACGUUUGGUUUAUGUUUCUCGUGAAAAGCGGCCAGGGUUCGAACAUCACAAAAAGGCUGGUGCCAUGAAUUCACUGGUUCGGGUCUCGGCAGUUCUCUCAAAUGCUCCUUAUCUUCUCAAUGUUGACUGUGAUCACUACAUUAACAAUAGCAAGGCACUUAGAGAAGCUAUGUGUUUCAUGAUGGAUCCUACAUCUGGAAAGAAAGUUUGUUAUGUGCAGUUUCCUCAAAGGUUUGAUGGGAUCGAUCGACAUGAUAGAUAUUCAAACCGGAACGUAGUAUUCUUUGAUAUUAACAUGAAAGGAUUAGAUGGACUACAAGGACCAAUAUAUGUUGGUACAGGAUGUGUUUUCCGUAGGGUUGCCCUCUAUGGAUAUGAUGCUCCUUCCAAGAAAAAACCCCCAAGCAAAACAUGCAACUGUUUGCCAAAAUGGUGCUGUCUGUGUUGUGGGUCUAGGAGCAAGAAAGGAAAGGCCAAUAAUUCAAAAAAGAAGAAGACAAAGCACAGAGAAGCAUCAAAGCAGAUCCAUGCACUUGAGAAUAUCGAGGAGGGAAUCGAAGACCUAAGUAUAGAGAAAUUAAAUGCGUCUGAAAUAAAAUUGGCAAAAAAGUUCGGGCAAUCUCCAGUGUUUGUUGCCUCAACCCUGUUGGAAAAUGGUGGAGUUCCCCAUGAUGUGAGUGCUGCAUCUCUCCUAAGAGAAGCCAUUCAAGUCAUCAGUUGUGGUUAUGAAGAUAAAACAGAAUGGGGGAAAGAGGUUGGCUGGAUUUAUGGUUCUGUGACUGAAGAUAUCUUGACUGGAUUUAAAAUGCACUGUCACGGCUGGCGGUCUGUGUAUUGUAUUCCCAAGAGACCCGCAUUUAAAGGAUCGGCUCCAAUCAAUCUCUCAGAUCGUCUACACCAAGUUUUACGGUGGGCUCUAGGAUCUGUUGAGAUAUUCUUGAGCAGACACUGUCCUAUCUGGUAUGGCUAUGGAGGUGGGUUGAAAUGUCUGGAACGAUUUUCAUACAUAAACUCAGUGGUCUACCCGUGGACCUCAAUCCCAUUGCUUGUUUACUGUAGUCUGCCAGCUAUCUGUCUUCUCACUGGAAAAUUUAUUGUUCCCGAGAUUAGCAAUUAUGCUAGUCUUAUUUUCAUGGCACUCUUCAUUUCAAUUGCUGCGACCGGUAUUCUUGAGAUGCAGUGGGGUGGUGUCGGGAUUGACGACUGGUGGAGAAACGAACAAUUCUGGGUUAUUGGAGGUGUUUCGUCACAUCUUUUUGCUCUCUUCCAAGGUCUACUCAAGGUUUUAGCUGGUGUUAGUACCAACUUCACAGUUACAUCCAAAGCAGCUGAUGAUGGUGAAUUCUCAGAGCUCUAUAUCUUCAAGUGGACAUCAUUGUUAAUACCUCCCACAACCUUAUUGAUCAUAAACAUUGUUGGUGUGAUCGUCGGGAUCUCAGAUGCCAUCAAUAAUGGGUAUGACUCCUGGGGUCCUCUUUUCGGAAGGCUAUUUUUCGCUCUUUGGGUGAUUAUCCACCUCUACCCUUUCUUGAAGGGUUUGUUAGGGAAACAGGACCGGUUACCAACGAUCAUUGUUGUUUGGUCAAUUCUUUUAGCCUCAAUCUUAACAUUACUCUGGGUAAGAAUCAACCCAUUUGUAUCCAAAGACGGUCCUGUUUUAGAAGUUUGCGGGUUGAAUUGCGACUAAGAAACAAGUUGGUUGGGACGAGACAGGAUGAUUAUGGUUUUUGCAGGAAAUUUGACUAAUUUUUGUUGGAAGAAAGUUAAUGCAGUAUGUUGUAGAUAGAGAGAGGGUUGGGUUGGUUGGUUGAAGGGUGAGUAAUUGUUAUUUGUUCUAUAGAUUUCUUUGAUUCUUUUAUUAAAAUUACUCUGGCCUCUGGGUGCUUAAUUAGCCUUUUACUAAAUUGCUCCUUAUUUUUGUCCCAUGAAAAACACAUCAACUUAAUAUAAUUUAUUCCCUUAUCAAAACUCUUGGGGGAUAUGUAAAAUUUGUCUCA